Messenger RNA from Loa loa (African eye worm), 1824 nucleotides. RefSeq lists its product as hypothetical. The record is from RefSeq and is a predicted model, not a curated record. NCBI's taxonomy places the organism in Eukaryota, Metazoa, Nematoda, Chromadorea, Rhabditida, Onchocercidae. The annotation marks the transcript as partial. The transcript has 10 exons. Gene Ontology annotation, cellular component: membrane.
UGGCUAGAUUACGAGUCAUGGUGGAUUGUAUUGGGCACAUUAAUUGUUAUCACGACUGUCUUAUUCUCCCUAUUGUAUAUAUUCUAUAGUACGGUAAGAUGUUGUAUUACAUCAAGCAAAACGAAAACAACGGAUCGAAAACGUGAUUACUGUAAACGUCAUUUACUCAAUAUUUUUAUUACCGUGUUCGUCCUCAUAGAUGUUUUUGCGGUAUCCACACUGCUUAUCAGUAGUCAGUAUGCAGAAUAUGGAGCCGAUGAACUACCUCGACGCCUCAGUCAUUGUAUAAAUGAUCUCUCAUAUUAUAAGAAAGAAACGGAUCAACGAAUUCGAAAUACAUUAAUUGAUGAUUUUCAAAAAUUAAAUGAGUCAUUAUCAGCUCUAAUUGCCUCAGGCGGUAAACCGAUUGUGCAGCGUGUCAAAAAAAUUACUGGUGCAUAUGCCAUGGAUCCGUUUCUUAAUAUUUCGAAUGAAGCUCAGGAAUUGUUAAAACUCGUGGCUAAUGAUGAAAAUAAGUUAAAGAAAUUAAACGGUGAAUUGUUUUCAUUGCGAAACGAGCUGACUAAGCUAUAUCAGACUUCAAUUAAUGAAAUACGUACCUGCAUUCAUAAUGAUUUUGAAAUUAUUAAAAGGCAUUGUCAGGAAAUUGGAAAUGAACUAGCUGAUAUCGAUAACAUUACCCUUCAUCUUCAACAAGAUAUUCUUAAUAGUGAUACGAUGAAUGCGUUGAAUAGGUUAGCCGAAUCAGACGUUGCUGAAAUAUUCGUUGAAGCAUUAUCAGAUUUUAAAGAUGGAGAAAUUGAAUUAAACAAAAAAGUACAGGAAAAAGAACAAGCUAUACAAACAAGUAUAAAAGAAAUUCACCAUGAUCUGUUACGCAUUGCUGAUACAUUAUCAACACAAAUACGACAAAUUAAACCAGAAUUAUUGCAUAAUGUAUUGAAACAGUACAUGGGCGCUAAUUAUCAUAACAUUGUGCAAUAUACAUGGUAUGCUUCCCUAACUUUAUGUGCCAUAUUUUCAUUAAAAGUGCUUUAUUUCUUAUUUGCAUUAUGUUAUGGUUGUUUUGGACGACGAUCAAAUGAUUUUCGAAAUGACUGCUGUGUUCGAACUACUGGUAGUAAACUUUUCGUUUGUGGUAUUUGGUUAGCAAUAAUACUGUUACCAGUGAUAGCUGCAUUAACAGCUUCCUUACUGCUGAUUGGUGUUAAUGCCUAUUCACUUGGAUGUUGGCCAUUGGAUGACCCAUUUUCAAGGCCUGAUAUGCUUUCCUUUAGUGAACGUAUGUUUGAUGCGUGGCGUAAUAAACAGAUCGAAGAAGAUUUAUCACCACUAAUGAAUCAAUUAUCACUAGCUAAUGUGAUAAGAUCUUGUAUGCGUAACGAAACAUUAUAUCAUAUAUUUGCCAUGGAUAACAAGUAUCAUUUGUAUGAUUUACGACAAUAUGGUAAAGAAUUAUACGAUCGUCUAGAACUAAAUAUUCAAGAUGCUUUUUCGGAUAUAAGUUUGUCCAAAUCAAUUGCAACAUUUGCUUCACCAGAACAACUUGCAAUGUUGCAACAAGCUGUCAAUAUUACCAUUAAGUCAAAUAUUCCGCAAAUUUCCCUCCAGAUUAAAAAUAAUGUAGAACAGUUGGAAAAAUUUCCUCGAUUGAUAAGUCUUAUCGAAGAUGAUCAUGCAGGUGGAAAUCUUCCACGAUCCGUUCAAAUAAUUGCUGAACAAUGGCGAACAUUUCAGGUUAGCCUACUUCCUAAUUUCCAUUUGAUUGAUGAAAAUAAAACAAAAAGAAAACAUACAUUUAUUUCCAUUCUUCUUUUAUUCUAA